Talaromyces marneffei is the source of this 2766-nucleotide messenger RNA. RefSeq lists its product as uncharacterized. NCBI's taxonomy places the organism in Eukaryota, Fungi, Ascomycota, Eurotiomycetes, Eurotiales, Trichocomaceae. The transcript has 8 exons. Bases 1 to 2766 code for a protein of 921 amino acids. The record is from RefSeq and is a predicted model, not a curated record. Gene Ontology annotation, molecular function: phosphatidylinositol binding.
AUGGUUUCGCGGCUAGACGCUGCUAGCCCGGCAGCUACAGCUACGACGACUGCCCCUGCAGCCAAACAAAGCAGUGCCGUUACACCAGAUAACAUUCUAACCGGAAAACAAGAGCAUUACCUCAAGCGAGAACUUUUAAACGCCCAAGUCCGCCGUGAAAUUAUCGAGCUCGCCCACCCCACUGCCCUUCAACGCUUCGGUGCACCCUUCAAGUCUGAAUUCGGAGAAGUCGCUCCUGUGGACUCAGAACUUCCCAUAUUACGAUUUAUUUUCGUCAACCAUGUUCGAAAUUUCCCAUUCCUCGACCAAGCCCGCGAAAAGGAGUUCUGGCAGGACCGUCUACAAGUGUUCCUCGAGUCAUUUGCAAGCAAGAAUAUAUCCUCCUCUGAAGACCGAUUGGAAGAAACCAAACGGCGAAAACUGGCUAAAAAAUGCGAGAAACUAGUCGAACUCAUGAUGGUGUCGGGCAUUCCCACUGCUUCGGGCUACGAGGAACGUAUAAGGUUUGCGGAGAUGGAGAUUAUAGACCGAGGAGCCGACGAAAAGGGCCUUCUUGUGAACAUGCCAGACGGUCAGAAUAUCAAUAACUGGGACGUGAAUGUAGCUGCAGUCAGGACGACAUCGGUGAAACGCACUGUUCGUUAUCACCAACACGCGGAGUUUAUUCUUCGUGUUCGUAAAGCUGGCCAGCCGGACAUCUAUGUUGGCAGACGAUACGGCGAUUUUGUGAAAUUGCAUAAACGGAUACGAACUGAGCUUCCCGGGAAGAUGCUACCACCUUUGCCAAGGAAAAAUAAGAAAUCUAGCAGUGUUUCAUUUUGGGGCGGCUCGGGCGAUGACGAUGCUUCUUCUAUAUCUUCCUUGUCAACUUCAGGUGGCACUAUCGUCGUCGAUGACGACCGCGCUGCUGCGUCAAGGUCAAACUUGACAUUAGCCAUUCCCGAGCGUCGUCGUUCAAACUCGCGAUCAUCUGCUUUGUCCGUGAGAUCGGUAUCCCCUCGUGCAUCGGGCGAUUUCCGCCGGGGCACUUUUCUCUACCGAGAAGAGCAGCGAGUGUCAUUGAGGGCAUUUUUACGAACUAUCCUGCAGAACAAGAGAGUGGCCGAGUCGAAAGCUAUGGAAGACUUUUUGACAGCACGGCCUAUAACACUGAACGAGGAAGAGUUGUUUGAUAUCAAACGAAGAAAAUGCGCGGAUGCCGCUCGUAUUGAGGAACAGGAGAAAUUCUAUGAGAUUGCUCGACAACGUGCCGCCGAGUUGGAUGUAUAUAUGGAAAAGUUUCGUCAAGGUAUUGUUGAGCAGAACGGCCUCACGAAGCUCUUUGCUGAGAUCAAAGAAAAGAAUACCAUUCAAGAGCUUAGUCCUGAAUAUCAAAAGUUUGCCGAAUGGCUCCGAAUUGAGGUUGCCGCUACGAUAUAUCAUAUCUUUUUAGCAGAGGAUAACUCACCAGAAUUGUUUGCACAAGCCAAGAGGAUACAUUCGUUAAUACCUUAUACCAUUCUAAAGAACGUCAUCCGUAUAGCCAACCCUGCCGCUGUGAUGUCUGGUGUUCUUGACUUGUUCCUUGCUCAACCAUUUGGGUCACGCUCAUUGCUGCAGCGGAUAUUCUCAAUGACUUUGACCGACGGUAUUAAGCAAUUUCAGAAACCAAUCGACACGUUGGUUGCAAAAGUUGAGGAUCCAGUGAUUUGUGAGAAGUUGAAAGCAUUUGUCGAUUCAGAUGAACCUCUCAAGACCGUCAUUCGUGAUGAAGCACAAGCCGAAGAUGUUGAUAUUGUGGUUGCGAUUCUCAGGUCUGAGCUGUUGACCCCGGAGAUGAAGCCUUCUCAGAUUGAAAAGAUUUUCAACGCUUAUGUGGCCUGGAAUGCAGCCGUGGAGAACGUUUAUGAGGACCUGAAGCAUGGAGCUGAAUGGUUCGCCUACUUGAAACAAUUACUCAAGUUGUACACUCGACAGCGCGACAAGGCCAUGAUGUUGAGUAUGAUAGAAGAGCCUACUACUUUGAGACUGUUCCGAGACUUGUUUACAAUAUUCUAUGAGCCAUUGGUCCGCGUCUACAAGUCUGCCAAUGUCUAUAACAGCAUUACGGAUUUUGCCAAAUUCGCGGAAGAUGCUAUUGGAGUGAUUGAAAAGGCUCAGCGACAAGAUGUUUCUGCAGAUCCUAAUCAGACGGUACAGGCAUUUAUUGAUCUUUGUGCCCGUCACGAACACAACUUUUACAAAUUUGUCCAUGAAGUUCAUUUACACGACAAUGGCCUAUUUGGAUCUCUUAUGGCCUGGAUAGAGAAUAUCCUAGAUUUCCUACGCAAAGGCCCACGUAGUGGAUUGAAAUUGGACAUGAAUGCAUUGUUCCAAGGAGCAGUGGACACUAAGCAGAUUGACAAGGAAGAAACUAUCCGAGAGAUAGACAGUUUAGUCAAAUGGCAAGAAGACCGGAAGAAGUGGCAUCACGACAAGACCAGACAAAAAAUGGCUGCAGAGGGCACUGGUGAGAUGACUGGAAGUGCGACCUUCCGCACCAGCGAUUUUGGGCUCGACGAGGACGAUCUAGACGAUCUAGCCAUUACAAACGAGGAGUCAGAUGAAGAUGAUGAAAAUUCGGAAGACGAUGAUCUUGAUCCUAUUAUGGCGGAGCGUAAGCGACGUGCUAAGAAGCAAGAUCACCUGCGACGAUCCGCUGGCGAGCCAGUCAAGCCGGAUGUCAAGGAGGUGUACAAACUGCAAGAGUCGUUUGGGAUGAUGUUGAGGGAAGUCCUGGCCUAUUGA